Messenger RNA from Spirodela intermedia, 1413 nucleotides. The record is from the annotation of a GenBank genome assembly. Lineage: Eukaryota; Viridiplantae; Streptophyta; Magnoliopsida; Alismatales; Araceae.
AUGGUCGCCAUGUACUGUGGAUCGGGGGAUUUCUGCUCUGCAACUCUUCUCUUCCACCAGGUGCUCGACCCAUCUGCUCGCCUCUACAAUGCCCUCAUCAGAGGGCACUCCCUCUUCGGGGCGCACGAAGAGAUCCUCCCCCUCUUUUACCGGAUGCAUUCAAUGGGUCUCCAGCCUGACCACUUCACCUUCCCCUUUGUCCUCAAGUGCUGCGCCAACCUCGAGGCUGUAUUCAUGGGGAGAUCUGUGCAUGCUUUGUGCUCGAGGCUGGGCCUGGAAGUUGAUAUCCACAUCUCCACCUCUCUCAUCGACAUGUACGUGAAGUGCAGCAACGUUCCUGAUGCCCGCCGCGUGUUCGAGCUGGUUCCCUUCAGGGAUGUCUCCACCUGGAACGCGCUCAUCGCGGGGUACAUGAAGACUUGCGAAAUCAGAGUUGCAGAGGAGCUGUUCGGAAAAAUGCCCCAGAGGAACAUCGUCUCGUGGACCGCCAUGAUUUCCGGGUAUACUCAGAAUGGGCUCGCUGACCGUGCGCUGGCUCUGUUUGAGGAGAUGAUGGGAGAGGGGAGCGACGUUAAACCCAACUGGGUCACCAUCAUGAGUGUUCUUCCGGCCUGUGCCCACUCUUCUGCCUUGGAAUAUGGGGAGAAGAUUCAUAAAUUUGCUAGCUCCGUGGGGUUGGAAAGAAAUCCUUGCGUCUGCAUUGCGCUGGUGGCUAUGUACGCCAGGUGUGGAAGCCUCCUGAAGGCUCGCAGCUGCUUUGACCAGUUAAGGGAUGGUGACAGGGAUGUGGUCGCUUGGAACACCAUGAUCACCGGGUACUCUCUCCAUGGACGGGGAGCAGAUGCCUUAUCCACGUUUGAUGAUAUGGUGAAAUCGGGAACACCGCCUGAUGAGAUCAGUUUCAUUGGCUUGCUCUCUGGGUGUAGCCACUCGGGCUUAGUUGACGUGGGUCUGAAGUAUUUCAAUGCCAUGGAGAGCCUCUACUCUGUGAAACCGAGGUUGCAGCAUUAUGCCUGUGUUGUUGACCUUCUGGGCAGAGCAGGGCGGCUUGCUGAAGCGAAGAAGCUCAUUGACCACAUGCCCAUUGAGCCGGGGCCCAGUGUUUGGGGCGCACUGCUGGCAGCCUGUCGGUGGCACCGUGAGCUUGAGAUUGGAGAGAUUGCAGCAGAGAAACUGUUCGAAUUGGAGCCUGGAAACACUGGGAAUUUCGUGCUGCUUUCCAACAUGUACGCAGAGGCUAGAAGAUGGCAGGCAGUGGAUUCACUGAGAGCUGCUGUAAAAGAUAAGAGCAUGCCAAAGAACCCGGGUUGCAGUUGGAUCGAACUUCAUGGGAGAGUCCAUUCUUUUCUUAAUGGAGAUACGUCUCACCAGCAGGUGGCAGAGAUAUAUGGCGCUCCUGGAAGAGCUCCCUAG